Phaeodactylum tricornutum CCAP 1055/1 is the source of this 1467-nucleotide messenger RNA. RefSeq lists its product with no specific name. NCBI's taxonomy places the organism in Eukaryota, Bacillariophyta, Bacillariophyceae, Surirellales, Neidiaceae. The coding region runs from base 103 to 1467 and encodes 454 amino acids. The transcript has a single exon. Gene Ontology annotation, molecular function: kinase activity. The record is from RefSeq and is a predicted model, not a curated record.
UUUUUGAUGGUAGAACAAUUUUCUGUGGGAGCGGAUACGAAUGCCUGCAACAAACACGAUCAGAUCGACACGAGAGAAAUUUGAUCUAGAGACGGACCCGCCAUGCCACAUCGACGGCUUUUGUUGUUGUGUCUGAUACAAUGCGUGGUCGCGAAUGGCUUCAGUGUGCAGCCACAAAGCCCCUCGUUCCGUCCGGAACGAAGCGGACUCGACAUUAACUCCAAUCCCAGGAUCGGCCCAUCCCUAGUUCAACCUUACACAAACGGCGAGGCUUCCACAAAUGUUAGCGAUGGCACGACUGCUAUUAUUCUCAACACAAAUGCUCGGUCCGUCACGAAGGAUCUGGAACCGCUCGCGGCCUCUAUUUUUGGAACCUCCCACGUCUUUUGUACGACGACCGAAGUCGAAGCGAAGCAAGCAGCCGACCACAUUGUCCAAAACUUGCAAAGCUACAAGCUCGUCGUCCCCGUUGGCGGUGAUGGCACUCUAGCGAGUAUGAUUAACUAUCUUUGCGACAGUAUUGGUGGAGACGUGGACGAAGCUAUGGGCAAACUACCACUCAUUGGAUACAUUCCCCUCGGUACCGGCAACGGGGUCGGUUCCGUGAUAGGGUGUCGCCUUUCGCGUGGAUUGGCACGGGGCACUAAACGACGGAAGCGUAAACGACUCGAACACAUCAUGAAUGCACUGCGCCGUGUUGGUCAGGGAACUUUACCGAAGAGCAACGAUUUUGAAGUAGUGGAGAUGCCCAUGAUGGAAGUUACGCAUCCCGUGGACGGCCAAGUUCCAACACCACGGGGAGACCUGUGCUUCUUUGCGGGAGUCGGGUUUGAUUCACUCAUGCUGAAUGAUUUCAAGAACAUCAAAGCCUGGUCACACAAAACGGGUAUUUUGCGUGAUUUUCUGGGCUCAGUGGCAGGGUACUGCGUCGCUCUAGUUGUCAAAACUUUGCCAAAGUGUUUGGUAAGGGGGGAGCACAAUAUUCGAGUCGAGCUAACAAGUAACGAUCCCGACUGUGUAUGGGUAGACCAUCGUCGUGGGGACAUGGUCCGACCCUGUGGCGAAGCCAAACUAUACGAAGGAACGACAGGCAUUUUAGCGGCUGGGACGUCUCCCUUCUACGGAGGCGGUCUUCGAUUAUUUCCAUUUGCCCGCAUGACGUUAGACAAGAUGCACUUGAGAUUGGGACGCAUUCACCCGGUUGAUGGCUUUGUAAAUAUUCCAAGCAUCUUUGCCGGCUCCUAUCGCGACAAAAGUGACAGGUUUGGCUGUCUGGAUUUUAUCGGGGACGACUUUGAAGUUAGAGUGCAGUCGACUACGGCCGCCCCAAACAGUGACGGUAGAGGAUAUCCGUUUCAGCAUUCUGGUGAGAGCAUUGGGCAUGUAGAGAGGUUUCGGUUGCGAGUAGUCAAAAAUUCGGUACGCUUUGUAAGCUUUCUAAAGCCACGACUUGAAAGAGAUGAUUGA